Messenger RNA from Andrographis paniculata, 531 nucleotides. RefSeq lists its product as uncharacterized. The record is from RefSeq and is a predicted model, not a curated record. The coding region runs from base 1 to 531 and encodes 176 amino acids. The transcript has 2 exons. Lineage: Eukaryota; Viridiplantae; Streptophyta; Magnoliopsida; Lamiales; Acanthaceae. Gene Ontology annotation, molecular function: nucleic acid binding.
AUGAAUAAAAGUCGUAUGAAUUGGGCAGAGAGAUUGGAUGAUGCGCUAUGGGCAUAUAGAACAGCCUUCAAAACUCCAAUAGGAAUGUCCCCAUAUAGACUUGUGUAUGGAAAAGCCUGCCAUCUACCUCUGGAACUUGAGCAAUGCGAGAAGCACGCUGAACGAUUGCUCGAUUUGACUGAGUUUCGAUACCUUGCAUAUGAAAGUAUGAAACUCUAUAAGGAAAGGAUGAAAUUCUAUCAUGACAGGAAGUUGAAGAAGAAAGAAUUUACUGAGGGAUCCAAGGUUCUGUUAUACGAUACUAGGCUUCACUUAUUCCCAGGGAAAUUGAGAUCACGGUGGACUGGGCCAUAUAUAGUCAGACAAGUUCUGCCAAGUGGAGCCAUAAGAAUCAGUAAUGUGGACAACCCCAGGGAAAGCGAUUCCUUCAUUGUCAAUGGAGCGAGACUGAAACCAUAUAUUGAAUGGCCUAUUUUGCAGCGGGCCAAUGCAGAUAUUAAUCUGGUGGAGGUGCAGAAACGCGCUCGGUGA